UCCUGAAAGUGAUGAUUAAGUGAUGAUUCAGAAGCUACCAAAAUGUUGGACGCAUUAGCGUUUCUUCUUGAGAAACUUUUUGUCUUCUCCAGUUUAAAACUCUUUACAUUCACUUGGUCUGACGAAGGCAAGUGCACGAAACGUAGUCAAGCGCCUUCUUUCCAGAGGGGAGAUCUAUUUGAGGUCCCUCGCACCUUGUUCACACACUCUGGCAUUUACCUUGGUGAAAACAAAGUGGCGCAUCUUAUUCCGGACAUCCUGCCCGUCCUCACAAGCGACAAAAAUCAAAUUAGUAAAGUAGUCACAAAUAAAAGAUUGAUUCUUGGCGUUCUGUCCAAAACUGCUAGUAUUCGGGUUGAUGCAGUUGAAGACUUUGCAUUCGGAUCCAAUAUUAUAGUCAACAGUAUGGACCACACAUGCAAAAAUCCGCCACUGCCCAACGAGGACGUCGCAAAAAGAGCCGAAGAAUUGAUUGGGGUCAUACCUUACAGCUUGUUGUGGAAUAAUUGUGAACAUUUUGUCACCUACUGCAGAUACGGCUCCGCUGUGAGCAUGCAAACAGAUCAGUUUCUUCAGUGCCUGAAGUCUGUGGUUCGGGACCAGAGGAGCGUCCUCCUUACCGCUGGCCUGGGUCUGACAUCCAUCGUUUGCUUUGGUAUGGCGCCCUCCACUGCGCUACCCACUCUUCUAAUUCCAUUCAUUCUUUGGAUGAUUGGCUAACUGACCUGAGAUCAGACACUGAACUGCACUGGUGCAUCACAUCUGUCACUCUUGGAGGAAGGGAAAAUUGUUUGUUUUUUUAAUGCACCACUUGACUUACUAAGUCCAUAUGUUCUGUUACCAUAUUAUUUUGUCUAAACGAUAUUACAUGUUUGACUUAUGUGUUUGACUUUGAUAUUAUGUUUGCUGUUUAUACUGUGUGUCUACUUCCUGUCUCUCAUUAUACAUGUAAUAUUUUUACAAUUCUAUUUUUUUUUUUACAAUUAUAAUAAUUGCUUCUGGAACAGGAGGAGGAUGCACUCUGGCACAAUAAUUUCUCUAGCAAAUAUGAGAAAAUAUUAGAUAUUGCAGUCAGCUCUACCUUCUCCAAGCUUCCAUCAAUGCUGUUGUGUGUGUACAAAUGAAUGUUUGUGAACAAGAAUUAAUAUGGAAGGAACACGGUUUAAUAAAGAGUGGGAAAAGGGUUUAGAAUUUUCAGAUUGACUUGGUUGGAGCACCAGAGGUUUUCAUAAGAAAUCAAAUCUGGUUAAUGCGGUUGGAUGGACAUAUUCAUCUUUUAUCAACGAAAGGGGCGUAUCCAAUCAAACACUGUCCAUGCACUGUAAAAAUGUGUUCAGUUUACUGAUGGUUUUAGCAGACCGAUUGCUUUGAACCAUGUAUAGAAGAAUGGGAACUUAAUUGGUAAUGUGUACACUUGUUUGAGUUGUGACUUCAGCAUGCGGGUCUCAUGACACUGAUGGGUAUCCCUGGUUUGAAGAAUUUGUUUUCACUGUGAAAAUGUUUUAAAUUUGUAAAUGAAUAUAUUGCAUUUUUUUACCUGGAGAACUUGUUAAUUUUAUA
Conger conger (European conger) is the source of this 1560-nucleotide messenger RNA. It is a transcript of the gene lrata, whose product is annotated as lecithin retinol acyltransferase a. Bases 43 to 720 code for a protein of 225 amino acids. Gene Ontology annotation, biological process: retinol metabolic process. Gene Ontology annotation, molecular function: phosphatidylcholine-retinol O-acyltransferase activity. The record is from RefSeq and is a predicted model, not a curated record. The transcript has 2 exons. Lineage: Eukaryota; Metazoa; Chordata; Actinopteri; Anguilliformes; Congridae.